This is a messenger RNA of Cherax quadricarinatus, 699 nucleotides long. The record is from RefSeq and is a predicted model, not a curated record. NCBI's taxonomy places the organism in Eukaryota, Metazoa, Arthropoda, Malacostraca, Decapoda, Parastacidae.
AUGGGAGUGGUAGACAGAAGCACGGAGCUGCUGGCUGUUAACCCAGAUCCUAUAUCACUUGAUGAAUUAUUUAAUAUCGCUGAUAGUUUUAACAUUGAACGGUGGCUGAACUCUCAGAUCAACGUCUAUCAGUAUUGCUUAAAUAAGAAAUUGAGUGAACCUGCAAAAACCCCAGGUGACGUCAUACAAACUUAUUCUUUCUACUCCGACUACGUCGAUGCUCUGCAGAUGUUUGAUAACUCAGGCUUGUACGUCUUCACUGACCUCACCGUCGAGACCAGACCUUGUGAGCAAGAACAAGUGUAUUACAGCCACGCUCGUCCUCGUCCACCCCUCAAGGCUCAAUUAGUACCCACAGAAGACGCAAAUAUUAGUAAGAAGAAAGGUAGUGAUACACAGACAGACGCUCCAAGGACCAACUUCCCUGAGACUUGGCUGUGGAACAUCGUCGUUCUCCCGUCUUCUGGUGUGAGCAGUCAAGACCUGACAGUGCCAGACACCAUCACUCAGUGGGUGGGCAAGGCUGUGUGUGCACACCCAGAGAAGGGCUUGGGUCUUUCCCAGAGAAAGUCCAUCAUUACCUUCACGCCCUUUUUCUUAGACCUCACCUUUCCACCCACUGUCAAGAGAGGCGAGAUCCUUCCCGUCAAGAUGUCCAUCUUCAACUACCUGAAUCAGCCAAUACCUGUAAGUAUCUAA